GGGAGAGGUGACAGAGAAAAAGAAGGCGGCCAGCCAGCCGGGGGCAGGAGAUGCAGAGCACUGUCAAUUACCUAUGGCACACCGACGACCUGCUGGGGCAGGGGGCCACUGCCAGUGUGUACAAGGCCCGAAACAAGAAAUCCGGGGAGCUGGUUGCCGUGAAGGUCUUCAACACCGCCAGCUACCUGCGACCCCGCGAGGUGCAGGUGAGGGAGUUUGAUGUCCUGCGAAAGCUGAACCACCAGAACAUCGUCAAGCUCUUUGCAGUGGAGGAGACGGUGGGUCCAGUGCUUGGUCAGAGGGAGGUGGUCUUGUCCUUGACCCACACAGGCUGGAAAGACUCAGGUCACAGAAUCAUGGAGACAUGGUCACAUGCUUGUCAGCAGCACCCUGACAUGUAUGAACGGGCAGUGCUUCGCAAGCCCCAGCAGAAGACAUUUGGGGUGACCGUGGAUCUCUGGAGCAUUGGGGUAACCCUGUACCACGCAGCCACCGGCAGCCUGCCCUUCGUCCCCUUCGGUGGACCACGGCGCAACAAGGAGAUGAUGUACCGGAUCACCACGGAGAAGCCAGCCGGGGCCAUUGCAGGCACUCAGAGGCGGGAGAACGGGCCCCUGGAGUGGAGUUACACCCUCCCCAUCACCUGCCGGCUGUCCAUGGGGCUGCAGAGCCAGCUGGUGCCCAUCCUGGCCAACAUCCUGGAGGUGGAGCAGGCCAAGUGCUGGGGCUUCGACCAGUUCUUUGCGGAGACCAGUGACAUCCUGCAGCGAGUUGUUGUCCAUGUCUUCUCCCUGUCCCAGGCGGUCCUGCACCACGUCUACAUCCACGCCCACAACACGGUAGCCAUCUUUCUGGAAGCCGUGUACAAGCAGACCAGUGUGGCCCCCCAGCAUCAGGAGUACCUCUUUGAGGGUCAUGUCUGUGUCCUUGAGCCCAGCCUCUCAGCGCAGCACAUCGCCCACACGACAGCAAGCAGCCCCCUGACCCUAUUCAGCAUGGCCAGCGAGACCCCCAAGGGGCUGGCCUUCAGGGACCCCGCUCAGGACAUCCCCAAGUUCUUCCCCAAAGUGGAUCUGCAGGCGGAUUACAGCACUGCCAAGAGCGUGUUGGGCGCUGGCUACCAGGCCCUGUGGCUGGCGCGGGCCCUGCUGGCCGGGCAGGAACUAAUGCUUCGGGGGCUGUACUGGUUCGUGGAGAUGCUCCAGGCCACAUGCAGGCGGACGCUGGAGGUCACGCGGAUGGCCCUCCUGUUCCUCAGCAGCAGCCUGGGCACUGAGAGGUUCAGCAGUGUGGCUGGGAUGCCUGAAAUGCAGGAACUGAAGAGAGUCACAGAGCUGAGGUCCAAGCUGCGGGCUUUGGCUGAGGCCCUCUCCAGAUAUGCCCACGAUAUCACAGAGACCCAGAUGAGCCUAAGCAACCUGAGCUCUGAGCUGAUGAAGAACCGGGAUCAGGUACAUGCGGACAGAAGGGUGAAUUUCGGUCAUUUAGCCAAAAGGCUCCUGCAGGUAUUCCAGGAGAAGUGCGUGCAGAAGUACCAGACAUCUCUAGUCACACACGGCAAGUGGAUGAGGGAGGUGCACGAGACCAGGAUCCACUUGCGUAUGGUCAGCUGUUCUGUGGCUGCCUUUAACACAGAAGCCCAGGGAGCCCAGGAGAGCCUCAGCAAGAUCCUUGACCAGUUAUCUCACCAGCUCCUUCAGGACAGAACAAUGGGGGCUCAGGUCUCAGCACCCCCCACAGCUCCCCACCCCAGCUCUGCACUGACAGACCUGGUUCUGCACAUGCAGGAGCUCUGCGAGGAGGUGAAGCUGCUGGCCUUCGACCUUCAGGACAACAACCGCAUCAUUGAAGGGUUAAGUAGGCCCCCGUCGGCCCCUGACUCCUGAGGUCCGAGCUCCAUGGGGUGCACGACAUCCUGAAGCAUUAGAAUCAUUCAAAGCCCGCUCUCCUGCCUGCAGUGCGGGACCGAACACAGGAUGAUGUCUGGUCCUAUCUCAUCAGCCUACCUCUCUCCCGGCCAACAGCUGGGAGAUGUCACCAGCAUUACCUUCCACUGCCUCUCUGCCGGAAGCAGCAACGUAGGACCUGGGGUGCCAGGCCAUCUCCGACAGGCCACACUGCCUGGGCUGAACUUUGUGUCUCUCUCACACAGGCUCAGGUACGGCUCCUCCGUCUCCCGGGCCUGUGUGGCUAAAGCUGGCAGGCCGCCUGGGGGGAGAAGAGACUCAGAUCACUCCCAUCGAUCUGCCCACCCACCUCUUCUGGUUUACGGGGCUUCACUUCUCAGGGAACAGAAGAGAAGGCC
This is a messenger RNA of Puma concolor (puma), 2305 nucleotides long. The record is from RefSeq and is a predicted model, not a curated record. NCBI's taxonomy places the organism in Eukaryota, Metazoa, Chordata, Mammalia, Carnivora, Felidae.